Trichobilharzia regenti is the source of this 4584-nucleotide messenger RNA. NCBI's taxonomy places the organism in Eukaryota, Metazoa, Platyhelminthes, Trematoda, Strigeidida, Schistosomatidae. The record is from the annotation of a GenBank genome assembly.
AAUGUAGUAAUUCGAACUCAAGAGGAGGCGCAAAUUCAAAAACUGGUGGCUGCUGAAUACUGAAGGCCUAGCUCUUUGUUGUAAAUAUAUACAUCUUUUUAACUUCCCUGUCGCGUUCUGCUUCUCACCUCACCCCGUGUGCUUGAUUUCUGAUACUGUUUGUGUUGUUCUACUAUAGAACAUGGCGAGCCUGCCCAACUCGCGUAAACAAAAGCGCGAAAUGAAGAACUCUGAAUCUCCUGCUAAUGCCAGCGCCUGCGACUCGGAAAAUGGUAACAGAGCGCCACCAGUAAUGCCCUCAACCUCACCGACAACGUCGACGUCCACGCCUGCGCCAGAUAUGAUUCAAGCAAUGGUCGCAGCGUUUAGAAUAGCAUUGAUGACGUCGAAUACACUUUCAUCGCCCUCCAACAAUACACCCCAAGUUAAAUUCCCAGCACCAGAAAAGUUCGUCCCAGGGGAAUCAUUCACAUUGUGGGAGGAGCAAUGCCGUCGAUAUAUACAACAAUUUGAGGAAAAACAAAGAGCUAGUGCUGUUAUCUGUUUACUGUCAAUACCCGCGUUGAAACGCCUCAAGCUAGCUGGCGUUGACACAGAAAAGACGAUUGAAGUAGAGGAGCUAUUUGCAGCGAUGCGUCGAGCAUUUGCGCCGCAUACCCAUGUUCUUGGGCAGCGGGCCGCUUUUCACGCAUGUGUCCAGCAGAGCGGCGAAAGUACAGAGGAAUUCCUCUGGCGACUUCAAGAGUUAGCCCCAGUCGCUUUUGAAGGAGACUCCGCAACCGAAAUCAGCUCCCGCAUUCUCCACCAAUUCGAAGAAGGGCUGCUGCACGACGAAGUACGCGAAAGGGUCAUUGAAAGCAAUCCUACAUCGCCCGUGGAGGCUCUACAGGUUGCCAAACAGAAGGAAGCUCUCAUUAAGCUUCGUAAGAAUCGGCGACCAACAGACGGACCCUAUACUCAAUCGCAAUAUCAAGAAUCGAGGACGCCUCGUGAGCAUCGUACAAAACCACAUCUUGAGUGGAGGUCCCGAUCUUCCCCGAAAGCAAGACAAAUUCCACACCAACCACGUCCAAGAGCGGCCUGGAUAAACUCUCGCCUCCCAGAAGAGAUUGGUGAGUCUCCCUCUUUUUUAUCUAAUGUCAUGCUAUUAUCAGAUGAGCUAUAUGUAGAUAAGCAACUGCCCACUGUUCUAGUUAAGUUUUAUGACAGAACUCUCGUUGGGUUGGUAGACACAGGUGCAGCUCGCACAUUGUUGUCCAGCAAAUAUUGUAAUGCUAUGGCCAAAACUGCCACACCCCACCUUAACAUCCAAACGGCAAAUGGGUCUCGUAUGAAAGUAGCUGGCGAGCUGUUAGUCUUAUGGGAAGGUAAACAUGGUCGUAUGUGGCAUCCGUGUUUGGUAGUUAACGGAUUGUCGUGGGAUUUAAUAAUAGGUUAUGACCUUCUACGCGGUUGCAACGCGUCAAUUGAUAUUCAAUCCCAAAAGCUCACCCUUCUAGGCUCUACAUUAAUAUUUGGAGCAGAUAUUAAUAAUACCUGUGUACAGCUGAGUGUGAAUGCAAUUGAUACCGCCCUGAUGGAAAGUAUGCUAACACAGGUCCCGCGAGAGCACAAAGAGGCGGUACAUCGGCUAAUGUCCGAGUUUUCGGAGGUCAUAUCUUGGUCCUCGACUGACCUGGGGAGAACCACAGCUAUCCAACAUACGAUUGAGACCGGUAGUUGUGCUCCAAUACGGCAAACACCUCGCCGAGUCCCAGCUAAGUUUCGUCCGCAACUGGAAAGCAUGAUUGAUGAAAUGUUACAAAAAAAAAUAAUUGCGCCGUCGAACUCACCGUGGGCCUCGCCUAUAGUGUUAGUUAAGAAGAAAAACGGCACCCUGCGCUUGUGUGUUGAUUACAGAAAAUUAAACGCAGUGACCCGGAGAGAUGCUUACCCAUUGCCUAGAAUAGAUGAGACGUUAGAAGCAUUAUCAGGUGCCGUCUGGUUUUCCACCCUUGAUUUAGCUUCUGGAUAUUGGCAAGUGGAAGUCCACCCUCGUGAUCGGCACAAAACCGCUUUUACUAUACCCACCGGGUUAUAUGAAUUCCAGACCAUGCCGUUCGGGUUAAGUAAUGCACCAGCCACGUUUCAACGACUGAUGCACACAGUACUCAAAGGAUUAGUCCCACAGGUGUGCCUCGUAUAUUUAGAUGAUAUUAUCGUUUUCAGUCACACCAUCGAAGAACACCUUGAGCGAUUGCGGAUUGUCUUAGAACGUUUGAAGGAGGUGGGACUCAAAGUUCAACCCACUAAAUGCCGUUUAUUCCGAACCGAAGUCACUUUCUUGGGGCAUGUUGUCAGUGCACAGGGCGUUCAUAGCGAUCCUGAAAAAGUUGCAGCAGUCAAAGAGUGGCCCGUACCUAAAUCCGUGAAUGAGUUACACAGUUUUCUAGGGUUGGCCUCUUAUUACCGCCGGUUCGUGAGAAAUUACUCAGAGAUCGCUAGCCCCCUAACGAGUUUGACUAAGAAAAAUAUUCCCUUCGUAUGGACAGAGGAUUGUGAUCGUGCUUUCCAACAGUUGAAAGAUUCAUUAUGCUCGGCGCCCAUUUUAGCAUUCCCAGAUACAUCACCAACGGCUGGUAAAUACAUCUUGGACACGGACGCUAGUCACACAUCCAUCGGAGCCGUGUUAUCUCAGGUCGGUGGGGACGGCAAAGAACAUGUUAUCGAAUAUGGCAGCCGCACGCUGAGCCGUGCAGAGAAGAACUACUGCAUCACCCGUAAAGAGAUGUUGGCCGCUGUUACCUUCGUUCGUAAGUACCGACCCUAUCUACUUGGUAAACCGUUUGUUUUGCGAACGGAUCACAAAGCUCUUCAGUGGUUGCAAAAUUUCAAAGACCCUGAAGGACAGACAGCAAGAUGGCAGGAGUACCUUCAAGAGUAUGACUUCGAAUGUGUACACCGUCCUGGCAAGCAACAUGCCAAUGCCGACGCGCUAUCCAGGCGCUCUUCCAGACCGCACGGAGACUGCCCGUCUUGCGAGAGUAUUGAUAUUUGUGCUAUUUCGCUGGCAGGUCUAAGCAGAGAACAGUGGGCACACAUCCAAGCUACUGACGACGAGACUGCACUCCUUUAUCGUGCCCUGUCGAAUCAGACUGGUAGGCCAGUUGAAGCCGAUGUGAAAGGGAAGAGCUGGGAAACCAGAUGUUUGUGGGCCUUAUGGGAUCAGUUAGUACUAGCGAAUGGUAUCCUGUGUGUUCAACCCGGCCCCAACUACUUGAGAAGAGUCGUAGUCCCUCAGUCGUUUGUAACAGCAAUUCUGGAGACUAUACAUUAUGAUUUGGGACACGCUGGAAUUAAUAAAAUGUUGCAAGCAGUUACCCAACGCUACUGGUGGCCUCGCCAACGGCGCGACGUCCGGGACUUUGUCCAAGGGUGUGCAACAUGUGGUAAAGUAAAGAAUCCACAGAGGAAACCCCGGGCGCCACUUACUAAUAUGAAGGCUGGAUAUCCUAACGAAAUAAUUGGCGUCGACAUCAUCGGACCUUUACGUGAAACCACACGUGGAAAUAAGUAUAUCUUGGUUAUGGUUGAUUAUUUUACGAAAUGGUGUGAAGCUGUACCACUUCAGCGAAUUGAUGCCCCUACCGUAGCCAAAGCUAUAUUUGACUGUUGGAUUGCCCGUUGGGGCGCACCAGAGCAAUUGCACUCUGACCAAGGAACCAACUUCGAAAGUAUCGUGGUUAGAGAAUUGUGCCAUCUAUUUGGAAUUAAAAAGUCAAGAACCACCGCGUACCACCCCGAAGGCAAUGGGUUAGUAGAGCGUACCAAUCGAACCCUAAAAUCAUUACUACGCCUAUUCUUAGAGAGGGAGGCUGAAUCAGCCUGGGACAUCAUGUUACCAAGAUGCUUGUUGGCCUACCGAGGAAGCACGCACAUGUCGACGGGAAAGACACCACACCUGUUAUGGACUGGCCGCGAGUUACGCCUGCCUAGUGAUACAUUGGUUAUGCCCCGGUGGGAUGAUCCGCUAACUACAUCGGAAAUGGUAAUAAGGUUACGAGGAGACGUCGCCAGGUAUCAUAGCUAUGCACGCGAAGAACUCCAGAGAGCACAAGAACGCCAGAAACGUUACUACGAUAGAAAGCAGUGGGGAACACCAUUCAAAAUAGGUGAUAAGGUGUGGCUACGUCAACCAGCGACUGACAACUGGAGUCGACGCAAAGCUCAAGCACAAUGGGCAGGCCCAUACCUGGUGUACCGUAGAGUAACUGACAAUACCUACGAAAUCCAAGAAGACAACAACAACCCUCAGAAAAUGAUAGUGCACUUCAACCGUCUGAAACCGUGUAGACCAAGCAGACAGGCACCUAGGAGAACACCGCCUUAUCUCGAUAACCAUAAUAACCAUGUGUCUUCUUCUCUUGUAGGGACGAUUUCGAGGCGGGGAGACCGAACCACUGAAGUCGCUGGGGACAGCUUUUUGGAACCGAGGGGGUCGUGUAGUAAUUCGAACUCAAGAGGAGGCGCAAAUUCAAAAACUGGUGGCUGCUGAAUACUGAAGGCCUAGCUCUUUGUUGUAAAUAUAUACAUCUUUUUAACUUC